Molecule: messenger RNA, 375 nt
Organism: Musa acuminata AAA Group (dessert banana)
Lineage: Eukaryota; Viridiplantae; Streptophyta; Magnoliopsida; Zingiberales; Musaceae
Product: 22.0 kDa heat shock protein-like
Exons: 3
Coding region: 1-375 (124 amino acids)
Biological process (GO): protein complex oligomerization; response to salt stress; response to hydrogen peroxide
Source: RefSeq, a predicted model, not a curated record
AUGGGUUUGAGAGGGGAGAAGAGCAAUGGUGGGGGUGAGGAGCUGCUGAACUCGGAGAAGAAGACAGUGGAUAUUGAGGAGAAGGACUGGAUGUUGAAUGGAGUUGCAAUGUAUCGGGAAGGGGCAGCCAGCAGUGAAUCACUAGUGGAGCGCUCCUACGGUAAGUUCUGGCGCCAGUUUCGGCUAUCGAACAAUGUCGAUCUCAACUUUGUGAGUGCCAAGCUAGAGGACGGUGUGUUAAUAGUGGCGCUUCCGAAGCUAGUAUCGAAAAAGAUCAGGGGCCCCCGGGUGGUGAGCAUUGCCGGCGGAGACGAUGCAAGAGACAUGGAGAAGCUUCAAUGGAGCAACAACGAAGACAAGAAGGUGGAUCUCUAA